AUGGCACUUGCUUCGUCGGACUUCACUACACGCGGCAUAAGGGAAGAUGAUUUGGUUUUGCAUCGUUGGUCUAGAAAUACCACUUUGCAACCUGAUUAUAAUCCUCCUCUGGAAUUAUGCAGCCCUGGUCUGUGUCGUUCGACUUUGUGCCCCAAGGGGAGUUUGCUUUCAAUGCAAGUUUCUUCUUGUCUAGUCCAUGCACUAAGAACGCGGACCGAAUAUGCACAGCUUGCUCUCUUUGCCAAAACAGUUCUUGUUGGGAUCUGGUGUUAUCUUCCGCGAAUGUUUGUGACGAAAACAGAAGAAGGGACCAAAAAAAAAAAGUUCAAGUCUUGCAUAGGCAAACCAGACCAGUUGGAUGGUGACACCACUGCUGAUUCAUUCUCUCCUGUUUCAAUCACUCCUUGUCCUGGAACAGCUCAAAUUUUCCGGCUUUCCGAGUUAAAAGAUGCCACUAACGGGUUCAAGGAGUUCAAUGAGCUUGGUAGGGGAAGUUAUGGUUUUGUUUACAAAGCAGUGCUAGCGGAUGGGAGGCAAGUUCCGAUCAAGAGGCCGAAUGCUGCCACGAUAAUCCACACCAACAGUCGUGAGUUCGAGAUGGAACUUGAAAUCCUUUGCAGUGUGAGACACUGCAAUAUUGUGAAUUUGUUAGGUUAUUGCUCCGAGAAGAGGGAAAGGCUGCUUGUUUAUGAAUAUAUGCCCCAUGGUACACUUCAUGAUCACCUUCAUGGAGGGCUUUCUUCUUUGAGUUGGAGCCUUCGUUUGAAGAUCUUGUUGAAGGCUGCGAGGGGACUCAAAUACCUUCACAAGGAAGUUGUGCCUCCGAUAGUCCACCGCGAUGUCAAGGCUUCAAACAUUCUCUUGGACUCGGAUUGGGGAGCACGAAUCGCGGUUUUCGGACUUGUUACAUCAAGCGAGAGGGAUCUCGAUCUUAACGGAGACAUGAAAAGUGAUGUGUACAGCUUUGGGAUUGUUUUGUUGGAGAUUCUCACUGGAAGGAAAGCUUAUAAUAGAGAUUAUACACCUGCAAGCAUAGUUGAUUGGGCAGUUCCCUUAAUUAAACAGGGCAAGGCAGCUGUCAUUGUCGAUCGUUACGCUGCACUCCCUGAAACGUCGAGCCUUCGCUGA
Molecule: messenger RNA, 1128 nt
Organism: Hibiscus syriacus
Lineage: Eukaryota; Viridiplantae; Streptophyta; Magnoliopsida; Malvales; Malvaceae
Product: serine/threonine-protein kinase-like protein CCR2
Exons: 3
Coding region: 1-1128 (375 amino acids)
Biological process (GO): protein phosphorylation
Molecular function (GO): ATP binding; protein kinase activity
Source: RefSeq, a predicted model, not a curated record